AUGGUCGCUGGCUGGUCGUCUGGGCACUUCCUGCGACCUGUCUGUCUCAAUCAAGCAGCCCCGACGACAGGUCUGGCCCAUAACGGGGCUGUUGUCGAGGCUCGAGCUAGGUUGGUGGUUCGGGUGCAACAGACGGGACAAUGUAUAACCACCGCAAACCCGAUGGGUAACAAGGUUACAAAGCGGCGGUAUACUGUGGAGGAGCAGUAUACGCACCCGCAGGGGCUGUACCCGCACCGCGACAUCGACCUGAAGAAGCUGCGACGGCUCAUUCUCGACGCCAAGCUCGCUCCGUGCCACGUGGGCGGCGACGAACCCAGCAGCGACCUGGACGAAUGCCCUAUCUGCUUCCUCAACUAUCCAUGUCUAAAUCGAUCGAGAUGCUGCAAGAAGGGCAUGUGCACAGAGUGCUUUCUGCAGAUGAAGUCCCCAACAGCCUCCAGCAUGCUGCAGUGUCCGUUUUGCAAGGCGCCAACCUUCUCAGUGGAAUUCCGGGGGAAGCGCACAGCCGAGGAAAGAAACGUGGAGCUAGAGGAGGAGCAGAAGGUGAUAGAAGCAAAGAUAAGGAUGCGGCAGGAGGAGGAGGAGGCAUAUGCAGCCAGGGUGGCCGAACGUCAGGCAGCAGCAGAAGCUGCCUCUUCCCUCAACUCCUCCUCCACCUCCUCCGCGCUCCCUCCUACCACGCCCCCUCCCUCUCGCACCCCUCCAAACCCCCCCACAUCUGCUGCUUCUGCUGGUGCCACGAGUGCUUCGUCAGUAGCAGGCGAAUCAGCAGGAGAAGCAGCAGCAGAAGCAGCAGCGGCAGCAGCGCCAGCAGCCACAGCAGCAGCCAGUGGCAGCAGCGACACAGGUAUAGGCGUCCUCCGCUCCUCCCUGCAGCUCUCCUCCUCCGCCUCGUCCUCCUCCCGAGAGAGAGGGGGAAUAGGCCGCACCUCCUCCCGCCACCUCACCAGCAGUAACAGCAGCCGCGGUGGUAACCAGUCGACUAGUCACAACUGGUGGGAGGGGCCGUUUGCAGGAGGGGGAGCAGGGGCGGGAGCAGGUGUGCGGCCGAAUCAGCUGCAUUUGCCAGGCGGAGGGGGGUAUUCUCCAGGCGUGAAUGAUGGUGGUGGAAGGUAUGGGGCCGGUGGUGGGGCGGGUGGAGUAGGAGUUGAGGAAGGGGUUGUGGUUGGGGGUGUGGUUAGGGUGGGAGCCAGGGUUGGCUCGGGAAGAUAUGGUUCGGGAUCGGGGAGAGGCGUGGGAGCAGCGGGAGCAGGGAUGGGUGCAAGUGGUGCUGCAAUGGGCGCUGCGAGUAGCCAUGGCUCCACUGUCUCUCCCAGGCUCUCUCCUUCAAGAGCGGACGAGCUGGGAGUGGAUCUGGAGGAGCUGUUGCUUAUGGAGGCCAUCUGGCUCUCACUGCAGGUACUGCUUGCUUGCUCUGGCUCUCUCUCCUGCUACCGCCUGCUGUAA
Molecule: messenger RNA, 1449 nt
Organism: Closterium sp. Yama58-4
Lineage: Eukaryota; Viridiplantae; Streptophyta; Zygnematophyceae; Desmidiales; Closteriaceae
Source: the annotation of a GenBank genome assembly